This is a messenger RNA of Baudoinia panamericana UAMH 10762, 1068 nucleotides long. RefSeq lists its product as uncharacterized. The coding region runs from base 1 to 1023 and encodes 340 amino acids. The transcript has a single exon. The record is from RefSeq and is a predicted model, not a curated record. Gene Ontology annotation, cellular component: cytoplasm. Gene Ontology annotation, molecular function: mRNA 3'-UTR binding. Gene Ontology annotation, biological process: nuclear-transcribed mRNA catabolic process, deadenylation-dependent decay. NCBI's taxonomy places the organism in Eukaryota, Fungi, Ascomycota, Dothideomycetes, Mycosphaerellales, Teratosphaeriaceae.
AUGCCAUAUGUGCCGCCUCACAGUGUACAGGUCGAUCCGCAUACUGGGCUACCCGUAAGCGACAAUGUACAGAGUAUUCUUCUAUUCGAGUUCAAGUCGAACACUAAGAGCAGACGCUGGGAACUGGACGAUAUAUACGGACACAUUGCGGAGUUCGCCUGUGAUCAACAUGGGUCACGCUUCAUUCAGACCAAGCUCGAGCUGGCCGACUCUGAUGAGAAGGAGCGUGUCUUCGCCGAAAUCGAACCGAAUGCGAUUCCCUUAAUGACGGACGUUUUCGGCAACUAUGUCAUUCAGAAGUUCUUCGAGCACGGUGAUCUGCGACACAAGACGAUCCUGGCCGGUAAGAUGCAAGGACAGGUGCUCACUUUGAGCAUGCAGAUGUAUGGCUGCCGUGUGGUACAGAAAGCGCUCGACCAUGUGCUCAUCGACGUUCAGGCUGUGCUUGUAAGGGAGCUGGAAAACCAUGUUCUGAAAUGCGUCAAAGAUCAGAACGGCAACCAUGUCAUCCAGAAGGCCAUCGAGCGAUGUCCGACGCAGAACAUUGGCUUCAUCCUCAACGCUUUCCGCGGUCAAGUGGUCAGUCUAAGCAUCCAUCCAUAUGGGUGCCGCGUCAUUCAGCGGUGCCUUGAGCGCUGUGACAUGCAAUCAAAGGCCAUGAUUUUGGACGAGAUCUUUGCCGGUGAGGGCAUUAAGGGGAUGAUCACCGACCAGUACGGCAACUACGUUGUCCAGCAUGUUGUCAGCCGGGACAAUGGGUGCGCCAAGCAGCAAGUGCUGCAGAUCGUCUUCGUUGGGCUGGAGACAUACAGCAAGCAUAAAUUCGCAAGCAAUGUAGUAGAGAAGUGUCUCGAGCAAGCGGAUGACAGGUGGCGGCAUGCUGUCCUUCACAAGAUGGCCGACAUGAACCAGCACCGAGUAGAGGGCGAUGGUUACGUUGCUAGUCUGGUCAAAGACAACUAUGGCAACUACGUCGUCCGUAGGUGCACUCGUGCUACUCUUCUCACUGGGGAUGCGUGCUGACGUUGUGACGCAGAGAGAUUGCUAGAAACGCUUUGCCAGCAAGAC